CAUAUGUCGUUCCAUGCACAUGUUAGAAAAUUGACAUCAGGACAUGGUAAAGGCUCCCAGUUGAAGCGCCCCCUAGAAAAUAUAAGGUGUUCAAUAAAUUUGAACUGUCCAGCACACAAGCCGUACCCGCUAGGAGUUUGUACGAAAUGUAAACCACCAGUAAUGACCUUGAAUCGACAGAAAUAUCGACACGUUGACAAUAUAUUCUUCGAGAAUCAAGAUCUUGUAAAUGAUUUUCUGAACUUCUGGAGGACCACCGGGAACCAGCGCGUUGGUUUUCUGAUUGGAAAAUAUCAACCUUUCGCCGAUGUGCCUCUUGGUAUAAAGGCUACAGUUGCUGCUAUCUAUGAGCCUCCGCAAACUUCUAGUCCUGAUGGUGUGGAAUUGAGCAUUGACCCGAAUGAGAAGGCAGUUGAUCAGCUAUGUGCCUGGUUAGGAUUGAGACGUGUCGGUUGGAUUUUUACCGAUCUGUGGUCUGCUGAUCAAGUCAAGGGAACCGUACAUUGUACGAGACAUAAGUAA
This is a messenger RNA of Cylicostephanus goldi, 522 nucleotides long. The record is from the annotation of a GenBank genome assembly. Lineage: Eukaryota; Metazoa; Nematoda; Chromadorea; Rhabditida; Strongylidae.